Molecule: messenger RNA, 741 nt
Organism: Mauremys reevesii (Reeves's turtle)
Lineage: Eukaryota; Metazoa; Chordata; Testudines; Geoemydidae
Gene: TMEM243
Product: transmembrane protein 243
Exons: 5
Coding region: 383-739 (118 amino acids)
Source: RefSeq, a predicted model, not a curated record
CCGAGUCUAAUCUGAUUGCUUGGGUGAGCACCAGCAGCGAAGCCGGUGGGAGGGGAACGAAGCUGGGGCAAGAGUUCCUUUCCCACGAGACUCACCCCCAGCUCGUGAGCCUUGAACUAGGAGCCGUGAUGCUGGGGCAGCAGCUUCUGAUCAUGAAGAAGAAAGCGAAGGCUUGGAGGGGAGGCUUGGAUCCUUGGCUCUGAGCCACGUGUUGUGUGUAGCACUCAAAGCCAGGAGAGAUGUAUUUUCCAUAAAUAACUCUUGCUCACACAUACUGUGCCAUGGGCUUAAGGCCUCUUGAGACAGGGAUGGUUUUGUUUUGAGAUAAUCUCUCCGUGUGUGUGAGUGACACGACUGAUUUUUUUUUUUUGGGGGGUGGGAAAUGGAAGACUAUACAACUAGAACCUAUGGCACAGGUGGACUGGACAACAGACCUCUCUUUGGAGAAACUUCAGCCAGGGAUCGAAUCAUCAACUUAGCUGUUGGUAGCUUAACAUCCUUGCUGCUUAUAGUCACUCUGAUCAGUGCUUUUAUCUUUCCUCAACUACCUCCAAAACCAGUGAAUAUAUUUUUUGCUUUCUGCAUAUCCUUGUGUAGUGUUUCUGCUGGCAUACUUAUCUACUGGUAUCGACAAGGAGACUUGGAACCUAAGUUUAGGAAUCUAAUUUACUAUAUCUUAUUUUCUAUUGUCAUGUUAUGUAUAUGUGCCAACCUGUACUUCCAUGAAGUGGGUAAAUGAUU